UACUUGGCUCCUUCGUUUCUUCCGGACCAGAGAAGGCGACGAUCGUCCAUUUCUUCUUUCUGUUCCAGUAGUAGUGUACGCGUCGUCUUAGGCGGAGUGGGUGGUGACUGCAACAGCCGACACGCGCUCUGGGAAGCGAGCCGCGGUCUCGUCUCACGAUUGCCGCCGAUGAUCUGCCUUGUAACAUGACCGAUUCUUGUACGGAUUACACUAUAACGAAUGGUGGCACGUACCGUAAAGGAACAAGGACCACCAAGCUUGCAGUACGUCCGUACACUACACUAGCGUCAUGUACGAUUUUGUGGUAUGGAGUAGUUGUGUGGGUUAUGUGACGAUCCUGCGAUGGUGGAUCGAAACCCCCUUGCUAGGCCAAUGGCCAAGAAGUGAGCUCCACCACGAGGUCGUCAAGGUUCUUGGGCUCCAGCUAUCUGGAGGAACCAGCAGCAAGAAGAUCGUCAGGUAGCAAGGAAAAAAGCACGAGGGAUAUUGUAUGGAGUACCAAGGAGCUCCAGAGCAGCAGAGCGGGGAGAGGGUUCGAGCCUUGGCCUCCCCGUCAGAAAAGCGCGGAAAACAGCAUGAACGCAGGUCUGCACCCGUGGGGGGCAGAGAAUUAUCGGCCAAAAAAAAAAAAAAAAACAUCAAAACCCGAAGUGAUGUUUCUGACUGUGGCCAAUCACUCUGUGUUGCACGCUUUGCCCUCUUUUUUUUUUUUUUUUUUUUUUUUUUUU
Molecule: messenger RNA, 728 nt
Organism: Thermothelomyces thermophilus ATCC 42464
Lineage: Eukaryota; Fungi; Ascomycota; Sordariomycetes; Sordariales; Chaetomiaceae
Exons: 1
Coding region: 290-463 (57 amino acids)
Source: RefSeq, a predicted model, not a curated record